Messenger RNA from Spea bombifrons (plains spadefoot toad), 3140 nucleotides. RefSeq lists its product as uncharacterized. The record is from RefSeq and is a predicted model, not a curated record. Lineage: Eukaryota; Metazoa; Chordata; Amphibia; Anura; Pelobatidae. Bases 14 to 3088 code for a protein of 1024 amino acids. The transcript has 17 exons.
AACGAGUGCUUUUAUGGAGACAACCUCAGAACCUUCAAUGACUCCCAUGAACGGUCUGAGUAAAAUACCUUUACAGUUUAUAGUGGAAGUCACUAGUGGAUUAUCGUCCUGUGGAUAUGGAUUAUACAGACCACAGUUCAUCUAUCCAACUCCUUCUCAUGGUGAAAUAUUGAACGCCACGGCAGGUUCAGAAUUCCAACUACAUAUAUCAGCGCAGGCAUCGUACACCAGCAUCACAGAUUUUAAAGUUAGCGGCCCGGCCAACUUAACCAGGGGUGGGAUUUUCCAAAGCGGGUCUUCAUGGACAAAGGACAUAGUAAUCCAAUGGACACCGAGUGACAGUGAUAUAGGGGACCACAUUCCUUUCUGUUUCAUAGCCGAAACUUCCCAAAGGUAUCAGUCGGAAUUAAGAUGCGUCCUUGUAGCAGUUGAAAGUAGAGUUGAUGUGUCUGCCUCCCAUAUGCAAGGGGGUCUCAUGUCUUACAGAUUCAAAGGGACAAAUCAUAAUGGAGCACUUGUGGUUGACUUCAAGUACAAAGCAGCAUUUGAUCAGAAUAAUGAUUAUCAGUUCAGCUGGUUCUGCUCUUCUGGGGACUGCGGAUCUGUUGUAUAUAGUAGCUAUGCCCCCGUGGAAAGCAGCUCAUAUCCACGUCCGUGGUACCAAACAGAGGGCCAUUUCAUCAGGCACUUAUACAACGAUAAACCAUUUCAGCUCAGUGAAGGCGGUUGCUGCUGGGUCAAUAAUAAGGUUGGCGUUAGUGGAUGGAAUCUUCUAACAGCUGUGGAUUUAGGAAUCAGAUCGGACACAUCAACGCCCAACAACCCACCAGAGACCAAUAUAAUACCAGUUAUCAGGGUUCCUCAGAACUGUCCAAGCUCCUUAAACUUAAUGGCACAUGAUCCCGAUGGAGACAUUGUACGGUGUAGAUACGGAGAACCAUUGACUGGGGAGUGCAAUGGCUGUAAUAAACACCAAUAUUUCAGCUUAGACCAGAACCGCUGUAUUCUAUCACUUUCCUCUACAAUUUCCUUGGGCCUGUAUGUGAUGGAGCUGGUUUUGGAGGAUUUUCCCCAAAAAGACAUAUACCUUAGAUACAGGGAUGGGACAUUGAGUUACAAAUACAGACCCUAUGGUCGCAAGAGACGAGAGGCGGCAAAUAAUCCUGCAAGGUAUUUUUGGUGGACUACAGAUGGAUAUGACUUCACCGAUACAACAACUUUGGAAACUUCAUCUGUUCCAGAUUCUUAUACCACUGAUGAGGUCUCUACACAGGCUAUUUCAGAUGUAACGACGGAUUUUGUCCAUGAAACUACUCUGUGGUUGACUACAGACCUUCCUAUAGAAAGUUCAUCACCUACAACAAGUUAUCUUCACACAGAACCUGACACUUCAUCACCUACAACAACUUAUCCUCAUACAGAACCUGACACUUCAUCACCUACAACAACUUACCUUCAUACAGAACCUUACACUUCAUCACCUCCAACAACUUAUCUUCAUGCCACAUCUGUUUCAAUAAGUACUCCAGAGGCUUUUCCCGACACUACCCUGGAUACGACUACAGAGGCUUACACAGAGCUUAUAACUAAAACAGAGUCCACACCAUCAUGGCAUAUUCCUUGGACUACCCAGAGCUGGAAUCCGCACACAACACAUCCGACCUAUGAACCAACAAUGCCUUAUCUUAGUAAAAUUCCUCUACAGUUUAUAUGGGAAGUUACCAAGGCAGUGCCAUCAUGCACAUACGGGGAAUACAGACCGAAAUUUCUCCCCCCAACCCCGGAGCAAAGCAAAAGGUUGCGGGCCAGGGCAGACACCCUCUUCCAAAUUCAACUCUCAGCACAGGCUUUAUACAGCAGCAUAACAGAUUUUAAAGUUAGCGGGCCGAGCAAUAUUACUAAAAGGUUUACGCAAAACAAUACAAACUCCCAAGUUAUGACGGUGGAAUGGACCCCAAGUGCUAAUGACGUUGGAACCCAUGUGCCUUUCUGCUUCUUGGCAGAAACCGUUGACGGGUACCAAUCAGAACUUAGAUGCAUUGUAAUAAUUGUCGGGCCAAAGAUUUCAUUGAACUCCACGUUAAUGUGCAAUGAAAACACCAUGACUCUGAUCAUCGAAAAGUCAAGAGAAAGUGGGCUUUACGAAAAUCACUUGCGUCUGAACGAUCCCCGAUGCCUCGUCUCGUCCAAUGCUUCCCACCACAUUGCAAGUGUGGGAUUUAACUCAUGUGGGACACAAAUGGAGGAAACUGAAAAUGACAUUGUGUUCAAAAACCAAAUCACUUCAUUUGAUAAUGCGUAUGAUGUAAUCACAAGGAAACAUCAGGUGGUAAUCCCAUUCAACUGCUCGUUUCCGAAAAAGACCCGAGUAUCUGCAGCGUUCCGAGCCGAAAAGGCGGUUUUCGAGUUUACAGAGGCAGGAUUUGGCAACUUCACCUACAAAUUCCAGUUUUAUACCGAUAAUCAGUUUACAACGGUACAAACACAGUAUCCGCUAGAGGUUUGGCUAAGAGACCAGUUGUACAUGGAGGUAGAGGUGACAUCAUCUGUGCCAAAUGUUCAGCUGUUUGUAGAAUCCUGCAAGGCUACCCCGCACGAUAAUCCUAAUGAUCCGGUGUUUUACGGCAUCAUCGACAAUGGGUGCCUAAAAGAUGAAACCUUAGUCAUUUAUCCCGGAACCCGUACAAAAUCUAGGUUUGGAAUGGAGGCAUUUGCAUUCAUUGGAAACAAUGAAGAGGUUUAUGUGAGCUGUACCGUCAUAUUAUGCAAGUUCGGGGAUCCCAACACACGGUGCUCAAAGGGCUGCCUCGUCAGGUCGUCUGCAGAACCCGACGCGUAUCGUCAUAAGAGGUCAUUAACGCCUGAGGCGUCUGAGUCACUGCAGCACUUCAUUUCACAGGGUCCUUUGCGGAUGAAGAGACAAUCAUCCAAGAAAGAUUCCGGAGGGAGCAGCGAGCUAAAUGUGAACACACUAGUUAUGUCUGUUUCAGGAGUCGUUAUAGUUGCACUCAUUGCAGUAACAGUAUACAUCUCUAUGAAGAAAGCCAGAAUGAGCCGAUACAAGAGCCUCCCGACAGAAGACUUUUAAAUAUCUUUACACAAUAAAAUAAAGAAAUAUAACAACAGGUUUCUGCAGCAAA